Paraglomus occultum is the source of this 205-nucleotide messenger RNA. The record is from the annotation of a GenBank genome assembly. NCBI's taxonomy places the organism in Eukaryota, Fungi, Glomeromycota, Glomeromycetes, Paraglomerales, Paraglomeraceae.
AUGUCGAUAGAAUUGUAUGCUAUUAUCAAAAACCCUGAAUAUUUCUGGGAGCCAAGGAAGCACAUGUGUGUUCCUAUUACUAUUACUAUUGCUGUAUAUGUAGGAGCUGUAGGAACUGCUGGAAAGGGCAAGACUAUCUUUGUUCAGCAGGCAUUUGAAAAACUAGACUCCUGGGGUUCAAAUAUUCCAGUUAAAGUUAGGGAUG